Echinops telfairi (small Madagascar hedgehog) is the source of this 12029-nucleotide messenger RNA. It is a transcript of the gene DNAH12, whose product is annotated as dynein axonemal heavy chain 12. Gene Ontology annotation, molecular function: dynein light intermediate chain binding; dynein intermediate chain binding; ATP hydrolysis activity. Gene Ontology annotation, cellular component: dynein complex. Gene Ontology annotation, biological process: microtubule-based movement. The transcript is spliced from 74 exons. The coding region runs from base 112 to 11796 and encodes 3894 amino acids. The record is from RefSeq and is a predicted model, not a curated record. Lineage: Eukaryota; Metazoa; Chordata; Mammalia; Afrosoricida; Tenrecidae.
GCGUCACUCACUCCAUUCUUCUCCAUCGCGUGGCAGUCCCAGCCCGCCUUCCUCCGAGGUGUGGUGGGCUCGCCGUAGAAUAUAGAGUAUUUUAAUCUUCAGGGGACCAAGAUGUCAGAUGAAAACAAAGCUGCCAUUGCAGCAGAAAAGGAGAUUCUGAACUUGAAGUUACCCCCCAUUGUCCGUCCCCCAGAGGGCUUAGGUGUGGAUACACCAUCCCAGAGUAAGCUGCUUCACUACCGAAGAUCUAAAGAGCAGCAGAAGAUGAUGAAUCAGUUAGUAAUUGAUGGAGCCAAAAAAAACUUAGACAAAACACUGCAUAAGAGAAUACCUCCACUACCAGAGCCAGAUUACCCUUCCACCAUGUCCAGCGAAAUUAAAAAAAAAGGACUAAACUAUAAGUAUAUGAAAAGAUGUGUAGAAAGUAGUCCUAUCGUACCUAUUCAGCAGGAAUGGCUGGAUAACAUGUUAGCGCUGAUACCCAAGUCUUUAAAGGAGGGGAAGAAAAGAGAAGAACUUGUUGAAAGUCUCAUAAGUGAGGUCUCAAGUGACUUUGAAAGCAGCAUGAAGAGUUAUUUGGUGAAGAGUGUGCUCGUGAAGCCCCCAGUGAAAUGGCUUGAAGAUGAAGGAGCCCCUUUAUUUGAAUCCCCUUUAGGCCUGGAUUAUUCGAACCCGUGGCAUUCCAGCUAUGUGCAGGCAAGAAACCAAAUGUUAUCUAAUUUACACAUUGUUAACCCAACCAUGAAAAUGUUACUUGAUCUUGGUUAUGCAACAUUUGCCAAUACAGUUUUGCUGGACUUCACAGGAAUACGAGCUAAAGGGCCAAUUGACUGUGAAACAUUGAGAAAUGAUCUAUCAAUACAAGCUAAAAAAGCAGAAGAGAAGAUAAUGAACACAUGGUACCCAAAGGUCAUAAAUCUCUUUACCAAGAAGGAGUCAGUAGAAGGCAUUAAAUCUGAGAAAAUGGAUUCUUUUUAUAACUGUGUUUCCACACUUAUGUCAAAUCAGUUAAAGGAUCUCUUAAAGAGAACUGUGGAAGGAUUUUUAAAACUUUUUGACCAUGAAGACCAACGAGGGCUGCCAAUAUUUAAGAUGGAAUUGACGUUUGAUGAAGGAAAAAUGGAAUUUUAUCCCACCUUUCAAGAUUUGGAAGACAUUGUUUUGAGUUUAGUAGAACGGAUAGCAGAAGCCCUCCAGAAUGUCCAAACAGUACCUUCUUGGCUAUCAGGAGCUGCAACACCUACGAAUCUUGACACCGAGCUACCUGCACAUGUGAUCCACUGGGCUGUCGAUACAUUGAAGAGAGCAAUACGUCAGAACUUAGAAGGUCCAAGACAACAAUAUGAGGCAUAUGUUGAAAAAUAUAACUGGCUUCUUGAUGGGACUGCUGAUGAAAUGAUCAGCGUUUUUCAGAAUGAAGAUCAUACUUUUGAUGAAUACACAGAGUUUAUAGGGAAAUUUUUAAAUCUAGCUUCAGAAAUUACGCUGUUGCCACAGUGGGCUCAUUUCCCUAUGGUGCGGUUGGACUGCGAUGAUUUAAAGACAGGCUUGAUGAAUAAAGCAAAAGCCUUUGCUAACAUACUGUUAAAUGACAUAGCUUCAAAACACAGAAAAGAAAACGAAUCUAUUUGCAGUGAAUUUGAAACAAUUAAAGAAUAUGCAUUAAAAGUCCCUGAUACAACAGAAGAGAUGAUGGAACUGAUAACUUUUAUAGAGAAAGCUCGAACUUAUGGAAUUCAAGAGUUGAUUUUAAGGAUCGAGGAAUCCAAACGCCGGAUGAAUUACUUUUUAGAUGUUUUCCUAUUUCCUCCAGAAGACUUAGCUUUGAAUGCAGCUGUUCUACUGUGGCCUGGGAAAAUUAAUCCUAUCUUUGAUGAAAAUGAUGAGCUCAUUGAGAAUGCUAAACAAAAAAGAGAAAGUGAACUAAUAGCCAGGAGAGAGAAACUGAUGUUGGAAGUAGAAAAGGAAUCGAGACGCAUGGAAGAAUUUACAGAAUUUGCGGAGCUGGAACGCAUGCACCAGUAUGUGGCAGAUGUUAGACAACUGCAGAAACGUAUUCAGGAGUCCGAGGAAGCAGUGCAGUUCAUCAAUAAAGAAGAGGAGCUUUUCAAGUGGGAGCUGACAAAAUACCCUGAACUGGAGAAGCUGAAAGUGAACAUCGAGCCCUAUCACAAGUUUUUUACUCUCAUUUUGAAGUGGCAACGAACGGAAAAACGGUGGAUGGAUGGAGGGUUUUUGGACCUCAAUGGGGAAGGAAUGGAAGCGGAUGUGGAUGAAUUUUCUCGAGAAAUUUUUAAGACACUGAAAUUUUUCCAAGCCAAACAAAAGAAGGAACUACAAGAAAAAAGAAAAACAGCAAAAAGACGCUCUCUGGUAGAAGAGAAAACUGAAGAAGAACCAAAAGAUAAUCCUACUAUUAAUAUGUGUGCUGCAGUAAUGGAGCAGAUAAAAACCUUUAAGGAGUAUAUCCCUACUGUCUCCAUUCUGUGCAAUCCGGGAAUGAGACCUCGCCACUGGGCCCAGAUGUCAGAAAUUGUAGGCUAUGACUUGACUCCAGACUCUGGAAGUACCCUGAGAAAAAUUUUAAAAUUAAACCUUACACAAUAUUUGGAUCAAUUUGAAGUAAUAAGUGCAGGUGCAAGCAAGGAAUUUUCAUUAGAGAAAGCCAUGCACACAAUGAUGGGGACUUGGGAUGAUAUUUCUUUUCAUAUAAGUUUGUAUCGUGAUACUGGAGUCUGUAUUCUUUCUUCAGUGGAUGAGAUUCAGACUAUCCUUGAUGAUCAAAUUAUAAAAACCCAGACAAUGAGAGGCUCACCUUUCAUCAAGCCAUUUGAAAAAGAGAUCAAGGCCUGGGAGGACCGCUUGAUUAGAAUACAAGAAACAAUUGAUGAAUGGUUAAAAGUACAAGCUCAAUGGCUGUAUUUGGAGCCCAUCUUUUGUUCUGAGGAUAUUAUGCAACAGAUGCCGGAAGAAGGGCGUCAGUUUCUCACAGUAGACAGACAUUGGCGGGAUAUCAUGAGGUUUUGUGCGAAAGAUCCAAAGGUUCUUGCCGCUACGUCAUUAACAGGCUUAUUGGAGAAACUGCAGAACUGCAAUGACCUCUUGGAGAAAAUUAUGAAAGGCCUGAAUGCAUACCUUGAAAAGAAGCGCCUCUUCUUCCCUCGUUUUUUCUUCUUGUCAAACGAUGAGAUGCUAGAGAUUUUGUCCGAGACCAAAGAUCCCCUUAGAGUUCAGCCUCACUUAAAGAAGUGCUUUGAAGGCAUUGCUAAACUGGAGUUCCUUGCCAAUUUGGACAUUAAGGCCAUGUAUAGCUCUGAAGGCGAGCGAGUGGAGCUGAUUGCACUCAUUUCCACGUCGGCCGCCAGGGGCGCUGUGGAAAAGUGGCUCAUUCAAGUGGAAGACCUGAUGCUCCGGAGUAUUCAUGAUGUGAUCGCUGCGGCCAGACUGGCUUAUCCAGAAUCUGAAAGGAAAGACUGGGUUCGAGAAUGGCCUGGCCAAGUUGUGCUUUGUGUUUCUCAAAUGUUCUGGACUUCUGAGACACAGGAAGUUAUAAGCGAUGGCCCAGAGGGAUUAAAGAAGUACUAUAGUGAACUUCAGAAUCAACUAAAUGAUAUUGUGGGGCUGGUUAGAGGGAAAUUGUCUAAGCAGACCAGGACCACUCUGGGGGCUUUGGUCACUAUUGAUGUCCAUGCUAGAGAUGUGGUCAUGGACAUGAUUGAGAAAGGUGUCUCACAUGAAACAGAUUUCCAGUGGCUUGCUCAACUUCGAUAUUAUUGGGAAUAUGAUAAUGCUCGAGUUCGGAUCAUUAAUUGCAAUGUGAAAUAUGCUUAUGAAUAUCUUGGUAACUCACCUCGACUUGUCAUUACUCCUCUAACGGACAGGUGUUACAGAACAUUGAUAGGUGCCUUCUAUUUAAACCUUGGAGGUGCUCCCGAGGGGCCAGCAGGCACAGGGAAAACUGAGACCACCAAGGACUUGGCGAAAGCUCUUGCUGUGCAGUGUGUGGUGUUCAACUGUUCAGAUGGGCUAGACUACCUAGCAAUGGGAAAGUUUUUUAAAGGGUUGGCUUCCUCCGGUGCUUGGGCGUGCUUUGAUGAAUUUAAUAGAAUCGAGUUGGAAGUGUUGUCUGUGGUAGCUCAGCAGAUCCUCUGCAUUCAGAGAGCCAUUCAGCAGAAGUUGGAAGUGUUCAUUUUUGAAGGGACAGAGCUUAAACUCAAUCCCAACUGCUUUGUAGCGAUUACCAUGAAUCCCGGCUAUGCAGGGCGUUCUGAAUUGCCAGACAACCUUAAGGUUCUCUUUAGAACAGUGGCUAUGAUGGUUCCAAACUAUGCUCUUAUAGCAGAAAUCUCCCUUUACUCCUAUGGAUUUUUGAAUGCCAAGCCACUGUCUGUGAAGAUAGUAAUGACCUACAGGCUUUGCUCUGAGCAGCUCUCCUCACAGUUUCAUUAUGAUUAUGGAAUGCGAGCAGUAAAAGCAGUUUUGGUGGCUGCUGGAAACCUAAAACUGAAAUAUCCUGAUGAAAAUGAAGAUAUACUUCUUCUUCGAUCAAUUAAAGAUGUAAAUGAGCCAAAGUUUCUAUCACAUGAUAUACCCUUAUUUAAUGGAAUAACUAGUGACUUAUUUCCUGGUAUUAAACUUCCUGAAGCGGAUUAUAAUGAAUUUUUGGAAUGUGCUCAUGAAGCCUGCAAAGCACAUAAUCUUCAACCUGUUAAAUUUUUUCUGGAUAAAAUGAUUCAGACAUAUGAAAUGAUGAUUGUUAGACAUGGUUUUAUGUUAGUAGGAGAGCCUUUUGCUGCUAAGACUGAAGUUCUGCAUGUGUUGGCUGAUACCCUAAGUCUUAUGAAUGAACGGGGCUAUGGAGAGGAAGAGAAGGUUAUUUAUAGGACUGUCAACCCCAAAUCCAUUACUAUGGGCCAACUUUUUGGACAGUUUGAUCCAGUGUCUCAUGAGUGGACUGAUGGUAUUGUGGCCAAUACCUUUAGAGAAUUUGCCUUAUCAGAAUCACCUGACCGGAAAUGGGUGGUGUUUGAUGGUCCCAUUGACACUCUGUGGAUAGAGAGCAUGAACACAGUGCUGGAUGAUAAUAAAAAGCUUUGCCUGAUGAGUGGAGAAAUCAUUCAAAUGUCUCCUCAAAUGAGCCUCAUCUUUGAAACAAUGGACCUCUCCCAGGCUUCACCUGCUACUGUAAGCCGCUGCGGCAUGAUUUAUUUGGAGCCCUCACAAUUAGGAUGGAAACCACUUGUGUCUUCCUGGCUGAAUUCAUUGACAGGGCCUCUGCAGGAAGGGGAGCCCCAUGCUCUGCUGCAAGAACUUUUUGACUGGUUAAUGCCACCUUCUUUAAGACUGCGUAAAAAAAAAUGCAAGGAACUGAUUCCCACCAGCGAUAGUAAUGUGGUUGUAUCUCUCACACGCCUCUUUGAAGUACUAUUUUGCCCUGUGGUAGAAAACGAACCUACCAGCAAGCACAUUCGUAUUUGGAUUAUGGCUUGCUUUAUAUUCGCUUUGGUUUGGUCUGUUGGGGGGAGUUGUGAUACAGAUGGCCGCAUGGUCUUUGAUGCUUUCAUCAGAGAAGUGUUGGUGGGAAAAAAUGAAGACUAUCCAGUGCCGCAAUCUGUGGGUAAAUGGGAAUGCCUCUUUGAUGAAAAAGGCCUGGUCUAUGACUACACGUACGAGUUCAGAAACCGAGGUCGAUGGCUCCAUUGGAAUGAACUAAUUAAAAAUACUAAUUUAGGAAAUAAAAAUGUCAAGAUUCAAGACAUCAUAGUCCCUACCAUAGAUACAAUUAGAUAUACAUUUCUAGUGGAUUUGAGUAUUACCUAUGCAAAGCCACUGCUGUUCGUGGGCCCAACAGGUACAGGAAAAUCAGUGUAUGUGAAGGAUAAGCUGAUGAAUCACUUGGAAAAGGACCGGUACUUUCCUUUUUAUGUUAAUUUCUCUGCACGGACCAGUGCCAACCAGGUUCAGAACAUUAUUAUGGCCAGAUUGGACAAGAGACGCAAAGGAGUGUUUGGGCCACCUAUGGGAAAGAAGUGUAUCAUUUUUAUAGAUGACAUGAAUAUGCCUGCAUUGGAGAAGUAUGGCGCUCAGCCGCCUAUUGAAUUAUUACGACAAUUUUUUGACUGUGGAUAUUGGUAUGACCUUAAGGACACAAGUAAAAUCACCCUGGUUGAUAUCGAGCUGAUUGCAGCCAUCGGCCCCCCAGGUGGUGGAAGAAAUCCAGUUACUCCCCGUUUCAUUCGACAUUUCAACAUCUGCACUAUCAAUACCUUUAGCGAUGAAACCAUGGUUCGGAUCUUCUCAUCAAUUGUAGCAUUCUACCUUAGGACCCAUGAAUUUCUUCCAGAGUACUUUUCAAUUGGGAACCAAAUUGUCUCUGGGACAAUGGAAAUAUAUAAAAAAUCCAUGGAAAAUCUCUUGCCCACCCCCACCAAAUCUCAUUACACUUUCAACUUGCGUGAUUUUUCACGUGUUAUCCGGGGCUGCCUGCUCAUUGAGAAAGAUGCGGUGGACAGCAAACAGACUAUGAUCCGCCUGUUUGUGCAUGAGGUCCUCAGAGUGUUUUACGAUCGCCUGGUUAAUGAUGAAGACCGAAGCUGGCUGUUCACAUUAACCAAAAGUGUUAUAAAGGAUCAUUUUAAAGAAUCAUUUGAUGGUCUUUUUUCACAUUUGAGGAAAGGGAAUGCGCCAGUAACUGAAGAGGACUUAAGAAAUCUCAUGUUUGGUGACUAUAUGAAUCCAGACCUUGAAGGAGAUGACAGAGUUUAUAUUGAAAUUCCAGACAUUCAUAGUUUCAGUGACAUCGUAGAUCAAUGUUUAGACGAAUAUAAUCAAACUCACAAAACAAGAAUGAAUCUUGUCAUUUUUAGGUAUGUACUGGAACAUUUAUCAAGAAUAUGUCGAGUUCUAAAGCAGUCUGGUGGCAAUGCUUUACUUGUUGGAUUAGGUGGGAGUGGUCGUCAAUCUUUAACUCGUCUGGCUACCUCCAUGGCAAAAAUGCAGAUUUUCCAACCAGAAAUUUCUAAGAGCUAUGGCAUGAAUGAAUGGAGAGAGGAUUUGAAGGUUCUGUUACGGAAUGCUGGAAUGAAGGGCCAGAAGACGGUCUUUCUCAUCACGGACACUCAGAUUAAAGAAGAAGCUUUUCUAGAGGAUAUCGACAGUGUGCUCAAUACCGGAGAAGUGCCGAACAUUUUUGCAGCAGACGAAAAGCAAGAAGUGAUGGAGGGUGUUCGCCCAGUAGCCCAGGCUGGCAAUAAACAUGGUGAACUUAGUCCAUUAGCCCUAUUUGCUUUUUUUGUGAGUCGCUGCAAAGAUAAUCUUCAUGUCGUGGUAGCCUUUAGCCCCAUUGGAGACGCCUUUCGAAAUCGCUUGAGACAGUUCCCAUCCCUCAUCAACUGCUGUACCAUUGACUGGUUUCAGCCAUGGCCUGAAGAUGCUCUUGAACUUGUAGCUGUGAAAUUCUUAGAAACCCUGGAGCUCACUGAGGUUGAACGGCAAGAAGUAGUUUCCAUCUGUAAAUACUUUCACACCUCCAUCAUGGAUCUUUCAGAAAGGUUUUUGCAAGAGUUAGGGCGACACAACUAUGUAACUGCUACCUCUUAUCUUGAACUGAUUGCGUCCUUUCGACAACUUUUGACUUCAAAGCGACAAGCUGUUAUGAAUGCAAAACAACAGUAUACAAAUGGACUCGACAAAUUAGCCUUUGCUGAGUCUCAAGUUGGCGAGAUGAAAAUGGAGCUUGUUCAAUUACAGCCCAAAUUGGAGGAAGCUAAAGUUGAGAAUGCGCAUAUGAUGCAGAUCAUCGAGAUAGAGUCUGCCCAGGUAGAAGCGAAAAGGAAGUUUGUGAAGUUUGAUGAGGAAAUAGCCAGUGGGAAGGCUGAGGAGGCCCAGGCUCUGAAGAACGAGUGUGAGAGUGACCUCGCGGAGGCCAUUCCAGCCUUGGAAGCAGCUCUGUCUGCGCUGGACACGCUGAAGCCAGCCGAUAUUACUAUUGUGAAAUCGAUGAAGAACCCUCCGUCUGGUGUUAAGCUUGUGAUGGCUGCUAUUUGCGUCAUGAAAGACAUAAAACCAGAAAAAAUUUCAGAUCCAUCGGGAACUGGAGGAAAGGUCUUAGACUACUGGGGACCUAGCAAAAAGGUUCUAGGAGAUAUGAAUUUCUUAAGAGAUUUGAGAGAAUAUGACAAGGACAACAUUCCAGUGAGUGUUAUGCAGAAGAUCCGGAGUGAAUACUUAACAAACCCUGAAUUUGACCCUCCUAAGAUUGCAAAAGCUUCUUCUGCAGCCGAGGGUCUGUGCAAGUGGAUCAUGGCUAUGGAAGUGUAUGAUAGAGUUGCAAAGGUAGUGGCUCCAAAGAAAGCACGCUUAACAGAAGCUCAGCGGUCUUUAGCUGAGACCAUGAGUCUUUUAAAUCAGAAGAGAGCUGAACUGGCAGCGGUAGAAUAUCAUUUGGAAAAUCUACAAAAUACAUUUACUGAGAAAACUGAGGAAAAAGCUCGUUUAGAAGACCAGGUGGAACUUUGUGCUAAGAAACUUGAAAGGGCCUCAAAACUAAUUGGAGGUCUUGGUGGAGAAAAAUCAAGAUGGUCUCAAGCUGCAGAUGACCUGCAGACAAUAUAUGAAAAUUUGACUGGUGAUAUCUUAGUAUCUGCAGGCGUAAUAGCUUACCUUGGCGCUUUCACAUCCGGCUUUCGACAAUCAUGUACACAAAGUUGGAGCCUGUUGUGUAAGGAGAAAAAGAUUCCGUGUUCAGAGGAGUUCUCAUUGAGCAAAACUCUGGGUGAUGCAGUAAAAAUUAGGGCUUGGAAUAUUGCGGGAUUACCAACAGAUACCUUCUCCAUAGAUAACGGAGUGAUUGUUAGUAACUCCAGGCGUUGGCCUUUAAUGAUUGACCCCCAGGGCCAAGCCAAUAAAUGGAUCAAAAAUUCUGAGAAAGAAAACCAGCUGAGUGUUAUAAAGCUAUCAGAUUCAGACUAUAUGAGAACAUUGGAAAAUUGUAUUCAGUUUGGAACCCCGCUUCUAUUAGAAAAUGUUGGUGAAGAACUGGAUCCGUCGUUGGAGCCUUUACUACUUAGACAAACUUUUAAACAAGGUGGCAUUGAUUGCAUCAGACUUGGUGAAGUCAUAAUUGAAUAUUCCUUUGAUUUCAAAUUUUACAUUACCACAAAACUGAGAAAUCCACACUAUAUGCCAGAGCUAGCUACAAAAGUGUCUCUGCUCAAUUUCAUGAUAACUCCAGAAGGACUUGAAGAUCAAUUACUAGGUAUUGUUGUUGCAAAGGAGAGACCAGAAUUAGAAGAGGAACGUAAUGCUCUUAUUCUUCAGUCUGCAGCUAAUAAAAAGCAACUAAAAGACAUAGAGAAAAAAAUUUUGGAAACAUUAUCAUAUUCAGAAGGGAACAUUUUAGAAGAUGAAAGUGCGAUCAAAGUCUUAGACUCUGCUAAACUGAUGUCCAAUGAGAUCACAAAGAAACAACAGAUUGCAGAGAAAACAGAACUCAAAAUAGCAGAGUCUCGAGAAGGUUAUAGACCCAUCGCUAAACAUUCAUCAGUAUUGUUCUUUAGCAUUGCAGAUCUGGCUAACAUUGACCCCAUGUACCAGUACUCUCUUAGCUGGUUUGUGAACCUUUAUAUCAAUUCUAUUCAUGACAGUAACAAAUCCAAAAUUUUGGAAAAGCGCCUACGAUAUUUAAAUGACCACUUCACAUACAAUUUGUAUUGUAAUAUAUGCCGAUCACUAUUUGAGAAGGACAAGCUAUUGUUUUCCUUUUUAUUAUGUGCCAAUCUUCUUCUGGCAAGGAAAGAGAUUGAAUACCAGGAACUGAUGUUUCUUUUAACGGGAGGAGUAAGUCUUAAGAAUCCUGAGAAAAAUCCUGAUCCAUCUUGGCUACAGGAGAAAAGCUGGGAGGAAAUUUGUCGAGCAAGUGAAUACCCUGCCUUCACAGGGUUCAGGGAACAUUUCUGUGAAAAUAUACAGGACUGGCGGGGAAUCUAUGACAGUAAAGAGCCACAUAAUGCUAAGUUUCCACAACCAAUGGAUACAGCACUAAAUGAACUACAGAGAAUCAUAAUUCUUCGGUGCCUGCGACCUGAUAAGAUCACCCCAGCCAUAACCAAUUACGUAACUGACAAACUCGGGAAAAAGUUUGUAGAGCCUCCACCGUUUGAUUUGGCAAAGAGCUACUUGGAUUCAAAUUGCACCAUCCCCUUAGUGUUUGUGCUGUCUCCAGGCGCAGAUCCCAUGGCUAGCCUGCUGAAAUUUGCAAAUGAUAAAGCUAUGUCUGGAAAUAAGUUUCAAGCUAUUUCACUGGGACAGGGACAAGGACCAAUUGCAACAAAAAUGAUUAAGUCAGCACUGGAAGAUGGGACGUGGGUUUGCCUGCAGAACUGUCACCUUGCUGUCUCUUGGAUGCCCAUGUUGGAAAAAAUAUGUGAAGAUUUUUCUUCUGAAAUCUGUAACUCUUCCUUUAGGCUUUGGCUCACAAGUUACCCAUCUCCGAAAUUCCCGGUAACAAUUCUGCAGAACGGUGUGAAAAUGACAAACGAACCUCCCACGGGUCUCCGCCUAAAUCUCCUGCAGUCAUAUCUCUCUGAUCCAAUUUCUGAUGAAGAAUUCUUCAAGGGAUGCCCUGGAAAGGAAGCGGAAUGGGAGAAAUUGCUGUUUGGAGUUUGUUUUUUUCACGCUCUUGUGCAAGAGAGAAAGAAAUUUGGACCUCUUGGUUGGAAUAUUCCAUAUGGAUUUAAUGAAUCAGAUUUACGCAUCAGUAUCCGACAACUUCAGUUAUUCAUAAAUGAGUAUGACACAAUUCCAUUUGAAGCCAUCUCUUACUUGACGGGGGAGUGUAACUACGGAGGAAGAGUGACAGAUGAUUGGGACAGACGUCUCUUGUUAACUAUGCUGGCUGACUUUUAUAAUCCGCUUGUAAUUGAAACCCCGUAUUAUAGGUUUUCCCCUAGUGGAAACUAUUUUGCACCUUUGAAAGGCACUUAUCAGGACUACAUUGAAUUUAUUAAGCAACUUCCCUCUGCUCAACACCCCGAGAUAUUUGGGUUGCAUGAAAAUGUUGAUAUCUCCAAAGAUCUUCAGCAAACGAAAACCCUCUUUGAGUCCUUACUGCUCACCCAGGGAGGCUCCAAGCAGACCGGCGCCUCCGGAAGUGCUGACCAUGUCCUGUUGGACAUCACCAAGGGUAUCCUCCAUAAGCUCCCCUCUGAUUUUGACAUUGAAGCUGCACUGUCUAAGUACCCGGUGAGAUAUGAAGAAAGCAUGAAUACGGUGUUAGUGCAAGAAAUGGAACGGUUUAACAACACAGGGGAAUGGUAUGAUUCAGGGAAACCAAAUGUAUUCUGGCUCUCGGGUUUCUUUUUCACCCAAGCCUUUUUAACUGGAGCUAUGCAGAAUUUUGCCAGAAAAUAUACCACGCCUAUUGAUUUACUAGGAUACGAAUUUGAGGUCAUUCCUUUGGACACAUCUGACACCGCACCAGACGACGGUGUUUACAUCCACGGCUUGUACCUCGAUGGAGCUCGCUGGGACAGAGCUAGUGGAUUUCUCAGUGAACAAUAUCCUAAGCUUCUGUUUGACCUGAUGCCCAUCAUAUGGAUAAAACCAACUAUGAAGUCGGAGAUUGACAAGUCAAAUGCCUACGUCUGCCCCUUGUACAAGACAAGCGAGCGCAAAGGAACGCUCUCAACUACAGGACACUCUACGAACUUUGUCAUCGCAAUGCUCUUAAAAACAGAGCUACCCAUUCAGCACUGGAUCAAGCGUGGGGUUGCUCUGCUUUGUCAGCUGGAUGAUUAAACUGGACCAGUUCAGAAAACAUUCAAAGAAGAAAGCCAAGUGUCCUCACUAACUUAAGUAUACUGAUAUCAGUUAUAAAGCCGAGUGAGCAUCUGCGUCGUUCUUUGGAAUGGUCUUUGUCAGCGGCGCAUGCGUUGUGCUCCCCCUUCUAGCUGGGUUCUUUUGGAAGAUCACACAGCAAGACUCUAGUUGGGAAAGGGGAGGAAAUGUGUUUUAAAAUUUUGUUUUUUCAU